UCCAUCACAGCUUCACACUUUUGCCUUCCAGCAGCAAUGAAGUCACUUGUGGCACUUGUGUUCAUCUACAUGUUUUUACCUAAAGCUGAACCCCUGAGAUGUUACACUUGUGAUCCCACUAAUUGUGUUGAAUAUAGAACGCAGACCUGUUCUGGGUUUUCUAAUACCUGCCUGAAUGUAACAGGUACUGUAUCGGGCCAAAGGUUUGUUUUGAAAACCUGUGCACCGAGUGACAUGUGUAAUCAGGUUCUGCCAUUGUUCUUGGGAGUUACAGUUGAAUAUGGAAAGUGUUGUCAGGCGGACCUGUGUAACGGUGCUGAGAGAUUCACACUGAGCCUCCUCCUCAUGAUUGUCCCCAUGCUGUCCUUCUUCCGCUUUCCCUGAAAAAAAAAUGACUUAAAGCUGUAUCUGGUUUAGAAAUGACAGCAAUAAAACAUAAUAAUAAUCUUCAGAGCGCUCCUUUUUCAUGGGGUCGGGGUGGGACCUCUAAUUAAUGUAUACACUGUUCAUAUUGAUCUAAUUUAAUAAUCUUAUGUAAAUUAUGCUGGGGGAAGUUUGGCAUAUC
Clarias gariepinus (North African catfish) is the source of this 565-nucleotide messenger RNA. Its product is annotated as CD59B glycoprotein-like. The transcript is spliced from 3 exons. Lineage: Eukaryota; Metazoa; Chordata; Actinopteri; Siluriformes; Clariidae. The record is from RefSeq and is a predicted model, not a curated record. The coding region runs from base 37 to 384 and encodes 115 amino acids.